AGGGCCCCCCCCCCCUCCCCGUACGCACGGCAUGUACAGGUAAGACCGGCACGGGUGCGCACAGGUGUGUGACACACAGAGCUGCGGUGUGCGUCGCUGGUGAAACGUCCUCUCCUCUCCUCUCCUCUCCUCUAUCCGUGGAUUGAUCUCUCCUGGAAUUUCUUCCAGAAGCUUUCGGCCUCCCCUUCACUUAUGUUCGCGGGGAGCCCCGGGGCAUUCUGGGAAAGCUCAGCCCAGAGACCCUCUCUGCCGUUUGGAGUUUUUACGGAUUUGUCUCGUCGCGCCCGGCGCAGCUAUGUGGCGGUGGACGGUCGUUGCCCUCGCUCUGUCUCGUGUCGUGGGUGUGCUGUCUGUGAAUAAUACUGUGUACUUGGAAUCCAGAGAUUUCCGUCACAGACUGCGCUGGCCCGGUGAGCAGGACCCCACGGUCCGCUACAGCGUCCAGUACAAAAUUUACGGGGAAGAAUGGAAGGACAAGAAGGAGUGUCAGAACAUCACGUCCUUGUCAUGUGACCUGACGAAUGAGCUGUGUGACAUAAGGAAUUACUACUACGGCAAAGUGACGGCCAAUGGUGUCAAGCUCGGCCAAUCUGCCAGAUUCCACCCGCUGAGAAGCACGGUCCUGAGUCCUCCCGUUGUGACCAUAACCCCCAGCGUUCGGUCGCUGAGCCUGAGCGUGACCGUCCCCAGCGGUCCCGACCCCAGCCAGUCCAUGGUGGACUUCAUCCUCCCGGAUCCCAUCAGCUACAAGGCCAACCUGACCUACCACAACAAGACGCAUAAGAUAGUCAUUAUAGAAAUGACAACAAAUUCAUCGGAGAUCCAGUUCAACCGCCUGCAAAACAACACGGAAUACCAUGUGUCUGUACGCUAUGUGCUACCUGUGAACAAACAGAGCGAAGCCUUUCAGCGCACUGUGAAAACCCUCGCCAUCCCAGACAGAACGGAGCUGCUCGCUAUCCCCGCCCUGCUGGCCGUGUGCGUCCUGCUGACGUCCUCCCUGGCGUUCUGCCAGAUGUUCGUGCGCAGGAAGUCCCUCAUGCCGGACGUGCUGAAAAAUCUGGCAAGCAGUGGGUCGCUGCCAGUGAUCCGCUUUCCGGCAGAGAGAAUCACCACCCCGGAGGUGUACGCGCGUGUGACAGACGUGUGCGUGGACAAGAAACCCCCUUCGGCCCCCCCCAGGCCCGGCGGCGACUCCUACACCCCCCAGGUCUGCGACCCCGACGAGCAGCCGUGGCACUGCAAGUCCUACUCCAGCCAGCAGAGGGAGCCAGACGUGCAGUCCAACAGCAGGGGGUCCUCCACCAACUACAGCCUGGUGUUCGUCCAGCGGCAGGACGGGGGGGGUACCUCGCCGAAAUCGAACGGCCCCACCCCUUCGGGCGCCGGCCCGUGCCUGGGACAGGUGUCGGCGGGGGCGUCGGAGCUCGCCGCCCCAAAUGGACUCGUCCCCGUCGACCAGGAGGAGGAGGAGUCCGGGACUCUGGUGCUCCCCACGUUCCGGAGGAGCGACGGCAGGCUGGAGGUGUCCAGCCUCUUCACCUUUCUCCAGGUGGAGGAGGAGAAGGAGGAGGAGGAGGCGACGGCGCCCGAGGUGGGCGCCUUGGGGGAGGAGUCCUCAGGCGCCGGGGUGGGCGGGACCAGCUACCUGCCCAAUCAGACUGUGCCCACUGUGCCCUAUGCCAGCCAGCAGAACUGGACCCCCAAGCACAUCCCAGACUGGAACGUCCCCUCAGUAGGACACGCCCCCUCUGGUUACCGAGGGAACGGACAGGAAGCAGUGGCUCUGCUCCCUCAGCCGCCACAGGAAAUGGACCCCGGUGCGGGCGGGGGCGUGGGCGAGGGCGGGGCUGCCGGGCGGGUCCAGGGGUAUUUCUCACAGAUGUUUUCAGAUGCCUGGGGGCUAUCAGUCCAGGAAUGAUGAGACCUUUCCAC
Messenger RNA from Anguilla rostrata (American eel), 1935 nucleotides. It is a transcript of the gene ifnlr1, whose product is annotated as interferon lambda receptor 1. Bases 296 to 1921 code for a protein of 541 amino acids. Gene Ontology annotation, cellular component: plasma membrane. Gene Ontology annotation, biological process: cytokine-mediated signaling pathway. The record is from RefSeq and is a predicted model, not a curated record. Gene Ontology annotation, molecular function: protein binding; cytokine receptor activity. Lineage: Eukaryota; Metazoa; Chordata; Actinopteri; Anguilliformes; Anguillidae. The transcript is spliced from 7 exons.